This is a messenger RNA of Oncorhynchus kisutch (coho salmon), 2731 nucleotides long. Its product is annotated as protein phosphatase 1 regulatory subunit 3B. Gene Ontology annotation, biological process: regulation of glycogen biosynthetic process. The record is from RefSeq and is a predicted model, not a curated record. Gene Ontology annotation, molecular function: glycogen binding; protein phosphatase 1 binding. The coding region runs from base 410 to 1273 and encodes 287 amino acids. Gene Ontology annotation, cellular component: protein phosphatase type 1 complex. The transcript is spliced from 2 exons. NCBI's taxonomy places the organism in Eukaryota, Metazoa, Chordata, Actinopteri, Salmoniformes, Salmonidae.
GAGGGCACACAGUGUGUUGUGAAUGUAUUGUAAUGUUUUUUAAAUUGUAUAAACUGCCUUAAUUUUGCUAGACCCCAGGAAGAGUACCUGCUGCCGGGGAUCCAUAAUAAAUACAAAUGGUUAGGUUGUUAAUCAGACGCACGUGGCAUUCCGGCAAUUUACAACAAAAAAAUACUAUAUUGGUGUUGUGCCAGUUGUUGACGAGCAAAACUGCCCUCUCAUUUGCUAGAAUGGUCCCGCCUGAUCUUGCCUGUCUUCGAUCUUUGAGGACAUGUAUUUCCAUCGUUAGAGCGGUCAUUCGACUAUCUCUAGAUAUUCUUUCACCAAGUUGACGAUUCACCGAGCGCUCCUCCACGGCCCACUUGUGAUUGGCUACAGUCUAUUCAGCCUCUUUCCUCACAAGUCCACCAUGCCGAUUGAAUUGGCCAUGCCGCUCUACCUGUCAAACGAUGACUUCUGCUACACGAGGUCCCCGAAAUCACUACAACCACUACGACCCUGUCUGAAGCCCUGCAUGCAGUUCAAACCCUCUGCCCCUCCUAUGCAGACUGAACCAGAUUUGCUUCAUGAGAAGAAUGGGAAACCUAAAAGGCGAGUGUCCUUCGCCGACCACAAGGGCCUGGCCCUCACCAAGGUGAAGUUCUUUUCUCAUUUUGACACUAUUAACAUCCCACUCAACAUCACAGAGCUGUUCAGCUCUUCACUCAAGUUACCAAAUGAGGAGGACAAACUGAUAAUGGGCUUCACCCAGCCCUCCUCUGAUUACCUGCUGUUCCGUCAGCGUCUGGAGACUGAGCUUGUCUGCCUAGAGCACUGCAUGCUGAAAGAGAAGGCACUGUCUGGAACCGUGAAAGUCAAAAACCUGUCCUUUGAGAAGUCUGUCAAGGUGCGUGUAACCUUUGACACUUGGAAAAGCUACACAGACUUGGAGUGCCAGUACUUGAAGGACACCUACACAGGCUCGAACUAUGACACCUUCGCCUUCAAGGUUUCCCUUCCAGCUGAGCUGAGGCCGCACAAGCACAUAGAGUUUGCCAUCUGCUACAAAGUCAAUGGCCAGACAUACUGGGACGGUAACCAGGGCCGAAACUACAGGAUCAUCUGGUCUGCUCUGAAGAUGGACGGCCAGGGCAGCUUCAGCAAUAACCAGCAGAGACACUCGUUUGAUCUUGGAAUUCAAUUCGACUUCUAUGGAAGUCCUAGAUGCUCCCAUGGGAUGUUCCCAGAGUGGCCAAGUUAUGCAGGAUAUGAGGAUAUUAGACCGUACUACUGAAAAGCCGUCAUCCUUAGAGUAAAGUGUUUUUUGUUCAGAGAAAGGGCUGUUCCCGAAAAUGAAAUGUAUAUAUAUAUAUAUAUAUUUUUUUUUUUCAGGCCAGGCCAGUCUCGCCAUGCUCGGGGGAACAAAAGCAAUAAGAAAAAUAAAUACGUUUUGGGAUGGGGGUUGUAUACUCUGGAUUAUCAGAACUAGAAUAUUCAGAUGUGACAUUUACUGAUUGCAAAGCAGGUUUAAUUAACAGGCAUAUCUCAGUGUAGAUGUUGACUGAACCAAGAGAAGAACAUAAUUAAUAUCUAGCUUUUGUACUUGAUCUACAGUGGGUUCUGGAAUUAUUGGAUCCCUUGAUAAAGAUUAGUAAAAAAACGAAAAAUUCAAACUGGUCUCUAUUCUAUGCUCAAAAAAUGUAUAAAUUAUAUUUUGUACUAAUACAAUUGCUCAGACAAAGAUCUUGUUUAACAAGUAAUAAAAAAAAAUCUCAAAGUUGAGGUCAAAAUUGAGGGAUCCCAUGUUUUCAAUAUUCAAUAGACCAUAGCACCGCCUGAAGUUUGCUAAACGGCAAUGGCACUUGGAUAGGAACCAGUGCUAUUGUCAUAAGACAUGAAAAUAGUAGUCUUUGCCCACGCACACCAAUGGUGGGUUUAGCCUUCGAAAGAACAAUGUGCAUGCAGAAAAUACCUCAGCCCUACUGUGAAUUGUGUCGUUAUCCUUAAAAAGGGAUGGACAAACACAGGGAUGCUGGACUAUUGAAAACAGAGGAUCCAAUCAUUUUGUCCCUUAUCUUUUUGAGAUUGUUUAACAAGUAUUAUAUAUAUAUAUAUAUAUAUAUCUCUGAGCAAUUGUAUUAGUGUAAAAUAUACAUUUCAUGCAAUAUAGCUCAGUAUUUAUUUUAUACAGUGUAUUUUGCCCCUCUUUGUCAAGGGAUCCAGUAAUUCUGGACCCCACUGUGUGUUGGGAUAAGCCAUUACAUUAACUGGUAAAACUAUGUACACUGUUAUGUGUGAUGCAGGUCAAAAUAAUUGGAAGAACAAUGUUUACGAUGAAACUUUCAAUGAUUUUUAACAAAUAGAUUUGGAAUCAAAAUGUCUGUACUUUCACAUCACAUCUCUUGUACUGAGUUCUUUAAGUUGAUUUAUGUUAAGUGAUAUGACUUCAGAAUAGACUGGUAUUUUUAAGUCCCUUCAGGAUUUGCACCAUGUUUGUUCUGAGCUCAUUCUGGAAUGUGGGUGUAUUGAGUUCAAAUCCUUCCAUUUUUAAAGGGGUGGGAAUGGCAGGAAUUUACUUGGGACUGGAACCUUAGAAAUACACAUUCUGUCUGCUCCUGUUGAUGAUUUAAAAUGUUUUACCGUGUUCACUAUGCUGCUCUAUGUAAAUAAGAGUCAUUGGAAAUGUUUUUAAAGGAACAAGUAUGAAGGAUGGAAUUUUGUAUGUCAGAAUUAAAUAUGUUUUGCAAGAAUA